UUCCCCAUCUGCGGAACAAUCCUGGAGAGAAAUGGCUGCCGCCUUGCUUUGGUGACUCUGGAGACAACAAAUUACAGCACAUUAUAUUCCCGAAUAGAUGAUCCACUCCCAGAAACGAGGGGAAUCUACGAGAAUGAAAGAGAAAACGGAGAAGGGUGCCUCGCCACGCAGCCAUGAAAAUGGUUUAUCUCACGUCCUGUCUCUGGUCCUGCAAGAACUAAGCCAGUUCUAUAAAAGAGAUUCCAAUGGGAUUGGCCUGCUCUACGACCUCCUCCGGUCUCCAUGGCUACAGUCUCUUCUAAAGGUUUAUGAAUGUCUUCAUCAAUACAUCAAAAGGAAGCCAGUUCCACUCACCCCCCAGGCGCGUGCCUUGACCCACGAGGUAGCAGAGUUGUUGCGUGGAAUCCAUCCGACUGCAGAGGUCAGGGAGCUGAGGCGACUUCUACGCAAUCCCCACUUGAAGGCUUUGCUGUCUGCUCAUGACACAGUGGCCCAGAAAGAUUACGAACCGAUUCUUCCACCUCUGCCGGACAACAUCCCUGAAAAUGAGGAAGCCAUGAGGAUCGUUUGCCUUGUGAAAAACAAACAACCCCUCGGGGCCACUAUUAAACGCCAUGAGCUAACAGGCGACAUUACAGUGGCAAGAGUCAUCCACGGCGGGUUGGCAGAUAGAAGCGGGUUGUUGUACGCUGGAGACAAACUGGUAGAGGUGAACGGUGUUCCAGUGGAAGGGCUGGAGCCAGAGCAAGUCAUCCACAUCCUGUCCCAGUCCCAGGGAACAAUCAUGUUCAAGCUGAUUCCUGUUUCAGAUCGACCUGUCAGUAAUCAAACAACGCUCUACGUGCGAGCGAUGGCGGAUUACUGGCCCCUUCAGGACCCUGCCAUUCCUUGCGCUGACGCCGGCCUGUCAUUUAAAAAGGGAGACAUUCUUCAGAUUGUGGACCAGAACGACACCUUCUGGUGGCAGGCGAGGAAAGUCUUGGACCUCAGCGUCUGUGCCGGACUGAUUCCUUCCAAUCAUCUUUUGAAGAGGAAGCAGCGGGAAUUCUGGUGGUCUCAGCCCUUCCAACCCCACCCGUGUCUGAAGUCAACAAUAUCAACAAAAUUCUUCAGAUCUCCUGUGUUUUUUUUAAUAACUGCUUCCAUGGAUCUGCUGCGGAUAGUGAGUACUGUGGAAGAAGAAGAUGACAUGCAGAUCGAUGAGAAGUGUGUUGAAACAGAAGAGGAAGAAUUCACUGGAUCCGGUCAGCAGGUCUUUGUUGCUGGCUUCCGUAGAAGUAUGCGCCUCUGUCGCAGGAAAUCGCGCAACAGCCACUUACCGUGUUAUGCCCGGUGUCCCAGUGCCUGCUACAGUGCAGUAGCAGCCCCUUAUGAAGAGGUGGUGAGAUACCAAAGACAGCCUGGGGAUCGGAACAGAUUAAUCGUCCUAGUGGGUCCUUCAGGUGUUGGAGUAAACGAACUACGGCGGCAGCUUAUUGGCACAAACCCUCAUCAGUUCCAAAGUGCAGUCCCACAUACAACUCGGGCUCAGAAGAGCUAUGAAGAGAACGGUAGAGAAUAUCACUAUGUAUCGAGGGAGACAUUUGAAAACAUGGUGUAUACUCACAGAAUGUUGGAGUACGGCGAAUACAAAGGGAAUCUCUAUGGCACAAGCAUCGAUGCCGUGCGCACAGUGCAGGACGAAGGGAAGAUCUGCAUCGUUGAUUUAGAGCCUCAGAAUAUUCAGCUGGCUCGCACUCACGAGCUGAAACCCUACAUUGUAUUUAUUAAGCCGUCAAGUGUGAGUUGCAUGAAGCAAACCCGGAAAAAUGCCAGGAUUAUCACAGACUAUUACGUGAACAUGAAGUUUAAGGAAGAAGAUCUGCAGGAAAUGGAAGAGUCAGCUAAAAAGAUGGAGGCUCAGUUUGGUCAGUUCUUUGACCACGUUAUUGUGAAUGAUAACCUAGAGGAGGCCUGCAUGCAGCUGCUGUCUGCUGUCCGCCGAGCACAAGACGAGCCUCAGUGGGUUCUUGCAACGUGGAUAUGCUCAGACAAUCAGCCAUAAAUCUCAGGAGUAGCCCAGCUUCACAGAGAUUAUAGUUUCUGCUUCCCUCCCUGCAUAAUCCUAAUGCUAGGGUUCAAAGAUACAUAUAUCUUUGCAGGGAAUUUGGAGAGGAUUAGGCAAACCGUCGUUGCAAGAUGUAAUUCUAUUGUCUUCUGUGGCAUUCCUGAGCAUUGUAUGUUCAGUU
Molecule: messenger RNA, 2228 nt
Organism: Heteronotia binoei (common prickly gecko)
Lineage: Eukaryota; Metazoa; Chordata; Lepidosauria; Squamata; Gekkonidae
Gene: MPP4
Product: MAGUK p55 scaffold protein 4
Exons: 21
Coding region: 98-2044 (648 amino acids)
Cellular component (GO): adherens junction; plasma membrane
Molecular function (GO): protein binding
Source: RefSeq, a predicted model, not a curated record